UGAUUUGCCUGCAGACCACCUUGCUGUUGUUCAGAAAAAAAAAUAUGCCCAUCGCCAGCACGAAAAUGCUCAGCGUGCUCCACCGCUUGCUCAGCCUGCUCCUCCUCUUGCACAAUAGCCUGUUCGUCCACCUGCUCCUCCACUUGCUCUGCACCCUGCUUCUCAACUGCCUGCUCGGUAACUUCCUUGACAUGUUCAAAAUUAUGCUCAGCAGGCUGCCCAACAUCUUGCAACUGAAGCAGAUCGAGCUCCAACAACCUCACACUGAGAGAAACAGCAGUUUCAACCCUAAACAUAUUGGAAUUUCUAGAUUUCUAUUUUUUAGUAUUUCCACUACCAAGUUGUUUGCAUAGGGUUACAGACCCAAUUUCAGAUCGACCCCCUAGUUAACAGUUUUGAGACCAAAGCGCACUAAAUCUACAGAAUAUGUUAUAUACGCAAGAGAUGAGGGACCAAAUACCAAAGACAGCUUCUCUUCAUUUUUUUCCCUGAACCCACCGGGCACAACCGAUACAGAAGAAAGCGGUGGUGCUCCUGCCCCGCAGGGGGCGAAGGCCGACGGGGGAUCGACCUGCUCCCCUUGAAUCCGCGGCGGCGAGGCAUCGGCGGCUCCUCUUGAGCACGCGGCGGCUGGGGAUCGAGGGCUCCUGUCGCCGUCCGAGCAGGCUGCGACGGUGGGGUAGGUCACCGACGACCACAUCGCUGAAUCCAAUGAAGGCUUCAGCCUCUUCGACAAGAGUUGAAGAUUGAAUCCUAGCCAUGGACUGCAACAUUGAUGAUCUUGAUAAGCAAAAUGAAGGAACAGAAGCUCAAGUAUACGUUCCUCAGGAUGCCCAAGGGAUUGUCCUUGCUUUUCUACCUGGUAGGGUUGUUGUCAAGCUUCGCAGUGUGUGCAAGUUCUGGCGAGACUGCAUUGAAGAGCCUAGUUUUGUGAACAGUCACCUGAGCAAUGCUUGCCGUUUCUACCAGUCCAUUGCUUGUUUCACCUCGCUUGAUCAUGGCCUAGUCCACAUGUACACAUUUGAUCCUGCCACAAUGAAUUUCAAAAGCGUGGAACUUGUGUUCUCAAAUAGGUUUCACAUGUCAGGCCCCUGCAAUGGCUUGGUGUGCCCAUAUGAUAUAAAAGGAGACGCUGAGGUCUUGAAUCCCACAACAAGGAAACACUUGAGGCUGCCAGAUUCAGUACUCAAGUCACGGUCUCUUUACUCUGAAUAUUUUGUUGGAUUUGUGCACUCCACAAAAGAGUACAAGGUAGUCUCUGUCCGUCACUGUGUGCGGUUCUUGGCAUUUGAAAUAUGCACUGUUGGUGCAUUGUCAUGGAGAACAAUACGUGAAUCUGCAGAGCUUCUGAAGGCAACGAAGGCAGUCAUUGUUAACGGUAGCAUGUACUGGCUACUUCUUCACAAGGCAUCCUCCAAUUUGUCUCGAGAAAUCCUGAUGCUCAAUCUGACAGAUGAGACGUUCACAAAAAUUGCCAUCCCUGAUGCUGUAAAAAAACAUGAUAUGGAAUUAUUAGAGGGGGAAGGAAAGCUUCUUUUGUUGUCAAAUCAUUAUGAUAGAUCAUCUAGAAUUACAGUUUCAGAUAUUUGGGUGGUGGACUUGACUCAUCAAGACUGGAUCCACUUGCAUACAGUUGCUCCUCGGAUGCCUGUGGGCAUGAACCCUUUUUUCCAGCUCAAGUCAAAGAUCUUCUUUGGCAACCAAAAGCGACUCAUCUGUGUAGAUCUUGAAGAUCGUACAGUUUCAUACAUCGAAAUGCCUUCUGGUGAGACUUUGAUAUCUUGCGGCAUGUUUGUGGAGAGUUUUGCACCUGCUGUGACAGGCUUGGUGAGCUCUACCGCGUCAUCAUAUGGUAACAGUUCUGGUCUCAAUGAACCAUCCUCAGCAGACCCUGGACAAUCUUUUCAAAAUGCUGAAUCAUCCUCAAUAGGCCGUGAUCAAUCUUCUGGUCUCACUGGAUGGUCCUCAGCUGACUUUGAGCCGUCCUUUAAUAGAGCAAAGAGAACAAUGGACAUGGUGUGGAAGAUAUGGAAACAUGGUGGUCUAUCUCUGUGCUGAACAUCAGCCGGUUCCUUUAGGCUCAUACAAGUUGCCAUCUUUUGUGUGUAAGGUGCGAUGCUGUGUUUGCUCAUAGGUACGGUACUGGUGGGAAUAAUAAGCCAUGGCAAUGGACAGAGGAUGCCAAAACAAAAAGGGGGGGGGGGGGGGACUGAAUAAACAUCAAGCUUGGAGCGCCUGGCUUGGUCUAUGGAUUAUCCUCUACGGACACAUCAGCUGGUUCCUUUUGCCUCGUACAAGUUGCCAUCCUUUGUGUGUCCUGUAUUUGUUCAUAACUCAUAACUGUGGUACUCGUGGAAGUAAGAAGCCAUGGCAAUGGGACAGAGGAUACUAAAGGAACUGAAUAAACAGCAAGUGACAUGGCUGUGACUGUGCUUCAAAAAUGACAUGGCUGUGACUGUAACCUAUAAGUUGUGGGCAAUAAUGUUUACCCCUGCUUGUGGGGUUUGUACAGCUGAGAAAUGCUGAGGUUAUUGUUUUGCUCUGUACCUGUAAGCUGUGUCUGUAUGUAUGCAUUGAGUUUGUGAGCAAAAUGGAUCAGUAAAAAUUGUUGCUUAUAUUAUUAUGUAAAUAUAGGCAAGACAAA
Panicum virgatum (switchgrass) is the source of this 2644-nucleotide messenger RNA. RefSeq names its product putative F-box protein At3g17500. Gene Ontology annotation, molecular function: protein binding. Lineage: Eukaryota; Viridiplantae; Streptophyta; Magnoliopsida; Poales; Poaceae. The coding region runs from base 760 to 2058 and encodes 432 amino acids. The record is from RefSeq and is a predicted model, not a curated record. The transcript is spliced from 2 exons.